GCAAAACCCAGGGGGAAUUGGAGCAGCAGUUGUUGCAAGCGAACCCGAUCCUCGAGGCUUUCGGCAAUGCCAAAACCGUCAAGAACGACAACUCUUCUCGUUUCGGCAAAUUUAUCCGGAUCAAUUUCGACGCCAGCGGGUACAUUGCCGGUGCGAACAUUGAAACGUAUUUGUUGGAGAAAAGCAGGGCCAUUCGUCAGGCGAAGGACGAGAGGACUUUCCACAUAUUCUACCAGCUGUUGCUCGGGGCCACUGCUGAUCAAAGGAAGGAAUAUUUGUUGGAGAGCGUGCCAAAUUAUGCAUUCAUCAGCCAGGGCCAAUUACCGGUGGCUGGGAUCGACGAGACGCAGGAGUUCCAAGCAACUGUCAAGUCCAUGACGAUCAUGGGCAUGUCGCCAGAAGACCUCAGCUCAAUUUUCAAGACGGUGUCAGCAGUGCUGCUGUUUGGCAACAUGCAGUUCAAACAGGAGCGCAACAGCGACCAGGCAACUUUGCCGGACAACACAGUGGCGCAGAAAGUGGCACACUUGCUGGGUGUGCCGGUGACAGAGAUGACCAAAGCCUUCCUCAAGCCCCGGAUCAAAGUCGGGCGCGAGCACGUCAGCAAAGCCCAAACUAAAGAACAGGUGGAGUUCGCAGUCGAAGCCCUUGCGAAAUCGCUCUACGAGAAGCUAUUCCGAUGGCUCGUCAUCCGCAUCAACAAGUCGCUGGACCGAACCAAGCGUCAAGGCGCCUCUUUCAUCGGAAUCCUCGACAUUGCGGGCUUUGAGAUUUUUGAGUUGAACUCCUUUGAGCAGUUGUGCAUCAACUAUACGAAUGAAAAGCUGCAACAGCUUUUCAAUCACACUAUGUUCAUCCUGGAACAGGAAGAAUAUCAGCGUGAAGGAAUCGAAUGGAAGUUUAUUGAUUUCGGACUCGACCUUCAGCCAACCAUCGACUUGAUUGAGAAA
Molecule: messenger RNA, 950 nt
Organism: Notodromas monacha
Lineage: Eukaryota; Metazoa; Arthropoda; Ostracoda; Podocopida; Cyprididae
Source: the annotation of a GenBank genome assembly